Bicyclus anynana (squinting bush brown) is the source of this 1624-nucleotide messenger RNA. RefSeq lists its product as uncharacterized. The record is from RefSeq and is a predicted model, not a curated record. The transcript has 7 exons. The coding region runs from base 55 to 1251 and encodes 398 amino acids. NCBI's taxonomy places the organism in Eukaryota, Metazoa, Arthropoda, Insecta, Lepidoptera, Nymphalidae.
UUUCUUUAUUUUACUUUAAUACAACCGCGCAUAAGAUUAAAGUAAAGGGAGAUUAUGAGUAUAAACAAUAUGAAACACAAGCUAAUUUGGUGGUCUAUAGCCGCUUUUCUAGUAACUGUUGCUGCGUUUACAGCUCACGACGACAAUUUUAAUGAUCUGGAUGAUGAGGAAACAAGUUAUGGAGAAAGAAAAGGAAAAAUCUUAUUCCCGUUUAUCAGUAUAGUACGAUUCGCGAAUGUGGACUGCGCCAGUACCAACACUAUGAACGGCACAUGCCUAGCUCGACGCGAGUGUCACAAUUUGAAUGGUACCAUCACUGGCAUGUGUGCUUCUAGGAGAGGACGAUGUUGUAUUGUAUCACGUGGGUGCGGCACUUCGACGAACGUAAAUAACACUUACUUUACAAGUCCGGGAUACCCAGCAGCUUAUGGAGGUGGUCAGUCUUGUGGCAUAAUUGUCAAUAGAUGCAACAACAAUAUCUGCCAGCUUCGCAUUGAUUUAUUAGACAUGGUAUUAGCUCAGCCUAACGGGGACGGCGUUUGCAACACAGAUUCACUUAUAAUAACCGGAGGCAACACCAUUGUGCCUGUACUCUGUGGGGACAACACAGGGCAAACUCUAUUCGUGGACUUUAACGGAAACGCAGCCAUAACUAUUGCGGUCACCGCAACUCUCGCUACUACAUUUACGAGGAGGUGGAACAUUAGGCUCACCCAACUGGGCUGCGAUUGUCCAGGAAUAGCUCCAAACGGUUGCUUGCAAUAUUAUACUGGGACUACAGGAAAUAUCAUAGGUUUUAACUACGGGAGUGCAGCAAACACCGCUCUCAGUGCCUCGCUUGUAACAGGGACUCGUCAACUUGCUAACUUGAACUAUGGUAUAUGCAUUCGAAUGGAAGCUGGAUUCUGCCAAAUACAAUACUCACAAACUGGCAAUGACCCCUUUUCCUUCACUCUUACUGGAGACGUAGAUGGGGCUGAUAACACGGUUCUGGGCACCGCCGUGGGUGCGGUCAACGGAGCCGCCUGCACCACAGACUUUGUAGUAAUACCCAACCCAGUCCUGCCUGGAACACUCACUCCUGUCAAUACUGACCGAUUCUGCGGGCUGGGCUUCGUUCCAGUACAAUCCGGAGCCAAGCCAUUCGUGCUGUACGUCGUGACCGACGGCAAUGAGGGAGCAACGGCUCUUACACCUCCUGACGUCGCCAACCGAGGAUUCUCACUUGCCUAUACGCAAAUCGCUUGUUAGACUGUUCAUUCAAUAAACUGGUAUUUCAUAAAGUUGUAACAUUGCUUUUCAUUUUCAAAAGGCGUGGUGUUAAUAAUAAUAAUACUUAUAUUUAUUUCAGGCUAUUGGUCUAAAAUAAUAAAAUAUAUAUUUCCUGUUAUUUAUUUGUGAUAAGAAAAUAUAUAAUAUUCACAGAGACACAUUGCUAAUAGGUUCUCUAGUGAAAUUGCAGCCAGUCACAUUUAUUAUACAAAAUCAAGGAAACCAUAUAUAUGGUUAUUUAAUAUUAAUUGCUCAUACAUACUGGAAGGUUCCUCACUUAAGCUUUUCUAAUACGCUAAGGUGAUUAUAAAAUAUUACAUGGAAAUUAUAAAAUCUGUCUUUUUUCUGGGUU